Messenger RNA from Gymnodraco acuticeps, 2499 nucleotides. RefSeq names its product cathepsin C (gene ctsc). Gene Ontology annotation, cellular component: lysosome. The record is from RefSeq and is a predicted model, not a curated record. Gene Ontology annotation, molecular function: cysteine-type endopeptidase activity. The transcript is spliced from 8 exons. Lineage: Eukaryota; Metazoa; Chordata; Actinopteri; Perciformes; Bathydraconidae. The coding region runs from base 467 to 1840 and encodes 457 amino acids.
GCAGACAAAGAACGGUUUAGGGCGAGAGAAGUACUGUACGUGUGUUGGUUUUCUUGUUAGCUUAAGUCUCUUUAACACAUACUUAAAGUGUUAAAAUAACGAUACGCUAGGUAUAGUGCGCUGAGAGGUAGUAUAUGCGUUACAUAUGUAGAUUAAAUAACUAAACUAAAUAGAUGCACUCGAGCUUAUGUUUUGGAAAUACGGUUAGAAUAGCAGCAGGUUUUAAAGAAGGGCGCUUGCUUGUUGUUGAGCUACAGUGAAUAAUCUUGACCCUAGAAGCUGAAGAGUGUAUCUUUGUCUGAAAGUUUCAGGUUGCAUAAAUAGCAGAGCACACAGAGGACGGGUGUAACAGAGAAGUUAGCGCAGGUAAACAAACAAGGGUCAAACUUUAAGGCUUUUAUCUGAGACCCAGAACUAGCUGCGUAGCUAUUAGGUGUGUGUGCAGGUAAGCUAGCUGUGUGUGAAGAUGAGGUCGAGCGGUUUGCUAGUGUGUGUGCUCCUGCUUUGGGUUGAAGGCAGCUGGGGGGACACACCGGCCAACUGCACCUAUGAGGACCUGCUGGGGACCUGGGUGUUUCAGGUGUCCAAAGGAGGACACGACAAGAACAUCAACUGCUCUGCUGCAGGUAAAGCCACGGUUGAGAGCACGGUGACUGUGACCCUGGAGAAACCGUCAGUAUCCACAGAUGAGCUGGGGAACAGCGGCUUCUUCACCCUCGUCUACAACCAGGGCUUUGAAGUGGUCAUCAAUGGCUACAAAUGGUUCGCCUUCUUCAAGUACACUGAAGAUGGGUCUAAGGUGACCAGCUACUGUGACCAGACCAUGCCGGGGUGGGUCCAUGAUGUCCUGGGACACAACUGGGCCUGUUUCGUGGGGAAGAAAGUGAAAUCAGUACCACCCCAAAUAGAUUACAAACCACUCUUCAGCAGCAGGCUGCUCGAGAAGCCGUACAAACACAACCUGGACUUUGUUGAUUUAAUCAACUCUGUCCAGAAGUCCUGGAAGGCUGCGGCCUACCCCGAGCACGAGCUGUUCACUCUGAGGGAGCUGCAGUACCGCGCAGGAGGGCCCGCCUCCCGCAUCCCUCAGCGUGUUCGGCCUAUGCCAGUCAAAGCUGGUUUGGCCAAGAUGGCGGCUGCUCUACCUGAGCGCUGGGAUUGGAGGAACGUUAAUGGCGCUAACUUCAUCAGUCCUGUGCGAAAUCAAGCAUCGUGUGGAAGCUGCUACUCCUUUGCCACCAUGGGAAUGCUGGAAGCUCGAAUUCGAAUCCUCAGCAACAACACCGACACCCCCAUCCUCAGCCCCCAGCAAGUGGUCUCCUGUUCCGAAUAUUCUCAAGGUUGCGAUGGCGGAUUUCCAUACCUGAUUGGGAAGUACGUGCAGGACUUCGGUCUGGUGGAUGAGUCGUGCUAUCCAUAUAUUGGAAAGGACUCUCCCUGCAGUCUCCCUCAGAACUGUGGUCGCAUCUACACCGCCGAAUACAGCUAUGUUGGCGGGUUCUAUGGCGGCUGCAGUGAGAUGGCUAUGAUGUUGGAACUGGUCAAGAAUGGACCAAUGGGAGUGGCCUUUGAGGUCUACCCCGACUUCAUGCACUAUAAGGAGGGCAUCUACCACCACACAGGCCUCGGAGACCCCUUCAAUCCCUUCGAGCUGACCAAUCAUGCCGUGCUGUUGGUGGGCUACGGCCGCUGCCACAUGACCGGUCAGAAGUACUGGAUUGUCAAAAACAGCUGGAGUACCAACUGGGGCGAGGACGGCUACUUCAGGAUCCGCAGAGGCAGCGACGAGUGUGCCGUCGAGAGCAUCGCAGUGGCAGCAAACCCCAUCCCCAAACUGUAGACGCUCAGAGAGGUUUAACAAUCAGUCAUUCAUACAAAUUUUAAACUAGGAAUUAGUUAAAAGCAUAAAAAGGGACACAAAACGUAUCUUUUAUGGUUGAUUUAGUAUUUAUAACAUAUCAUUCAUUUGAAUUGGAGUGAAACUGCUGUUGUGCUCUUUUGAAGCCAUGAAUUUAGCACGCCUGCCUACAAAGGCAAGGCGUCAAAAAAACAAAUUGUUUUAUUUUUUCCAAUUUCAGCAAUCACUGAUUAACUGCCUAUGGAUGAUUUUAAUUCAAGCUUUAACUGCCAACACAAACUUGAAAACAAAAUGCUUCGGGUCUUACUUGAAUGCUGAAUGGUACUAAAAUCUAAAAGUUUUGAUGCACAACGUUACUGCAGAUGUGAAGGGAUUUAAAUUGAAAGGGAACUGAGGAGUGUUUGUGUUUUAUUGUCAGGUGCAGGACUUUGAUUAUUUUUCUCAGGGAAGCAACGGUUGCAGAAUUGCAACCUCUUUUGUCCUUGCACCAAAUUGAAAAUGUUACUGCCAUGUUUCUCUGUGUACAUUUUAACUGGAAUUAUUGAUCAAUCAGAAUAAGGGAUUAAGUGAUUUGAUUGCCUUUUAUUGUGAUUUGCACUGAUGUUUUUAAUUUUGAUGGAAUAAAAGCAUUUAUAAAUGUA